AUCAUGAACACCUCGAUGUCGCUCUGCUAUUCUUCACAACUGAGGAACGGGUGGCUUGCCAAGGUAGGUAUUCCCGAUCUUCCUUAAACAUUGGCCAGCUAACUCCUUCAGAUCAUCAAGGACGCUCUCUUUGCUCCCUUUCAGCUUUUCACUUCAUUCUUCCCGAGCUUAUGACGACAUCAAUUUCUUUCUCGCUCUCAAGUCAAGAUCCAAUGAAGUCGACAUCACCGAGCUGGCGGUCACCUUUCCCUUGCAAUUCACCAAUCCCUCUCUUCAAAUCAAAGGUAUGUGUCUCCACUCCGCAAGUGACAUUGCCUGCUAACUUUCAAGGUUCGGAGUUCAAUUCAACCAAGUCUUCCACGUCAGGAUUGCUGCUCCUCAAGUCUGGCUGCUCAAGUCUGGCUGCUCCUCAAAUCAUCUCACCUCCGCCAUCUCUUCAAGUUAGCACCGGCUCGACUUCAACCGGCCUCAUCUUUAAGCAGUCUCAAACUUCUCGUCCACCUCAAAUUUCGGCGAAAAAAAUUCAUCUCACAUUUCUCCGUCUCGCGCAUUCAGCCAUUCCAACUCCACCAUCCACCUAUUUGAUCUGCUUUGGCAAGUCUACCACCUUCCUCUUUUCUCUCAUCAAUUACUUACUCCAAUGUCUUCCAGCACCACCCCAUCCAGGAACACAUUCUCUUUGCCUGCAAUAAUGCAAAGAAACGAGGAUUUGGCUGCGAAGGCGAAGGAAACACAAGGUGGUCGGAAAAGUUGAGAGCGAGGCAAUGAGGUGGAGGAGAAUUCUUUGGGUUUGAUUCCGGGUUCGGGUUCGGGUUUGGGUUUGGGCUGGAAUUGUUCUGAACCGAGAGGAUUGUUCUUUGGCUGUAACGAGGAUUGGGUCUGGGUCUUGGUCAGAGAGAGCUUGCUUCAAGUACUUC
This is a messenger RNA of Hyaloscypha bicolor E, 917 nucleotides long. RefSeq lists its product as uncharacterized. The coding region runs from base 171 to 692 and encodes 173 amino acids. The record is from RefSeq and is a predicted model, not a curated record. The transcript has a single exon. Lineage: Eukaryota; Fungi; Ascomycota; Leotiomycetes; Helotiales; Hyaloscyphaceae.